Pocillopora meandrina is the source of this 1969-nucleotide messenger RNA. The record is from the annotation of a GenBank genome assembly. NCBI's taxonomy places the organism in Eukaryota, Metazoa, Cnidaria, Anthozoa, Scleractinia, Pocilloporidae.
AUGGCCUGGUUGCCGCAGUUACUUAGUCAAAAUGUUGUUACUUGUUUCCAGGUUUUAUUGGCAAAUGCGCUGAGUUGGAUUUUGCUGUUGUGUGUUUCCCACUCAAGUUUCCUUCCGUCGGAAGCGCUGCCGGUCGGAAACUCGCCGAAGGGCAGUCGAAGGGAGGCGAGUGGUUCCGAUGAUGACUCGGAUAACGUAGAACAGGCAUUUAUCUCACCUGAACAUCAGGUGUAUAUGCGCCUUACGAUGAAUAAACCACAAAUGGACAGAAACUUGCAUAAAAAACCUCCGACAUACGUACGGAGGGGAAAAUUAUUUAAUCGCAAUGGUUACCUUUUAAGAAUUAAACGCGAUGGAACCGUGGAUGGGACUACGGACAGUAAUUCUCCUCUAGGUAAGUGCUUCAAUAAAUAUUUUUGUUUUAAAUUAAAAAAGACGAAGAAGUCAAGUGACCUAAUUUGAAUCGAACCGUGAUACGAGUCACAUGAUGUGAUGUUCAGACAAAACACUCUACUCUUCCAGUACUUUUAAGGCUCGAUUUCCCGCCGCAGUUUGGGAAGUGAGCCUGCGUUCCUUCCCCGUAGAGACUCCAGAAGAUCGAAAAAAGGAGUCGAGAAGGCGGCAGAAACCGAACGUAAGAGCCCCUCCCUCCCUACUCAAGAAUAUCAACUUGUACAAAGAAACUGUCGAGGAUGCGCUGUGAAUGCCUCAGAAGGGACGUGGGGGGGGGGGUUUGGAAGACUACCGUGCUUUGGAAAAUAUAAUUCAAUAAAGAAAAAAAAUCACCUCACAAGGGAAAUGCAACAAGCACUGUAGGACCCCCUUCCCUUCCCUUGGAUCAAAUGUACCUUGGAGCUCAGGGGGAUAUGAGGUCAAGUGAACCUAGGAACCCCCUUUAAAGUUACACCCCUGUCAUUUGACAAAGAAACAAACUUGCCCCACCCCUUUGGUUUUUGAGUGGGCUUUUUAGCACUCAUACAGGCUUGCCGAAGCUCAACCUGAUCUGACAGCAAAGUAGCAUUGUAUCACGAAACACGGCAGUCAGACGCGUGCGCAUGCGCGAACGUUUUAGCGAAUGAGGCGUACUUUCGGAACCAAGUUGUGUUUUUCGAAAUUUUGCGCAGGAAAUUGGCGUGCGGUCGGCCAAAAUUGAUCUAUUUGCGCAUACUCGACGUUUGACCGCUGUGUUGUCUUACGAUAAACAACUUCUUUUAACUAUCACUAACACAUACUGAGCGGUAUUCCAGGAAACUAACCUACUUUAUUUUUUUCACGUUCCAACAGCUGAGUUGGAGUUCCACUCAAUCGGGACCGGGUUGCUAAUGAUACUGGGCCUGACAAGUCAAAGAUAUUUAUCGUUCAGUGAAAAAGGUGUCUUACGCGGAAUUGUAAGUAGAAAUGCUCAGUUUUAUGUGAUUGUUAAGAGAUGGAGAUUUAAUGGCUGCUCUUUAUACUGGCCGAGAAAUCUAGAUUGAGUCACUAGUUUUUACUGUUGCUACUCUCUGAUUGGUUGAUCUUUCUCAACCAAUCACACGAAAGCUUCAAGGGCUACAGGUGAAGUAGCCCUGAGCAUUUUCCCAGGCUUAACACCGUAUGCGCUUCAAGUUCUUAUUAGCUGACUGCUUUGAUACCUAUGCUGUGAUUGGCCACAACGUUGUACUCGAUACACAGGCGCAAAUAGGAAAAAGGAAUAUUUUGCACUCUUUUCACUCCAAUUCUGCUGCUAUAAGGCUUUUAAUCUUCCGCCAUUUCUCCUCACACUGUUUAUUUUUUCUUCUAAUCGAAAUAGGAGGAACCGUCGCUAAACUGCGUUUUUAAGGAAAUUCAGGAAGAAAACACGUACCAUUCGUUCUUGUUGUACAAAAACACAAAAUGGUUAGUUGGAAUAAAGAAGAACGGCCGAGCAAAGGGGGCUUCCCUAACAAGAGUAGGUCAAAAAUCAACGCAAUUUAUAGUUAAAUAUAAUUAA